AUGCCUCCCAUCCGCAAUCCCAUCCUCCCGGGCUUCAAUGCCGACCCGUCCAUCCUCCGCGUCGGGGACGACUACUACAUUGCGACGUCGACGUUCGAGUGGUUCCCUGGCGUGCAGAUCCACCACUCGACCGACCUUGCGAAUUGGGACCUCCUCGACAUGCGCGGUAACCCGGACUCGUGUGGGAUUUGGGCUCCGUGUCUGACCCAUGAUGGUGAAAAGUUCUGGCUCGUAUACACAGACGUCAAGCGCAAGGACGGCAGCUUCAAGGACACGCACAACUACAUUGUCCACAGCGACAGCAUCGCCGGCCCCUGGAGCGACCCCGUGCACGCCAACAGCAGCGGCUUCGACCCGAGCCUGUUCCACGACCCAAACACGGGCAAGAAGUGGUUCGUCAACAUGCUCUGGGACCACCGCCGCCGCGGCGGCUUGCUGGGCAACUCGGCCUUCGCGGGCAUCGGGCUGCAGGAGUUCGACCCGAAGCUGGGGAAGCUCGUCGGGCCCAGGAAGAAUGUCUAUCCCGGCACGGAACUUGCGCUCGUGGAGGGCCCGCACCUUUACUGGCGGGAUGGGUGGUAUUACCUCCUCACCGCGGAGGGUGGCACCGGGUAUGAGCAUGCUGUGACGCUUGCGCGCUCGAGAGACGUCUGGGGCCCGUAUGAGGACCACCCAGAUAAGCACAUCCUGAGCAGCAAGGAUCACCCGCAUGUGGCGCUACAGAGGGCUGGGCACGGGGAUAUUGUUGAGACGCCUGAUGGAAAGACAUACAUUGUGCAUUUGUGCGGCAGGCCGACGACGCAAAAGAGGAGGUGUGUGCUUGGCAGGGAGACGUCGAUCCAGGAGUGCCAUUGGGGCCAGGACGGAUGGCUGUACGUGAAAGAUGGGCCGGUGCCGAGUUUAUGGGUUGAUGUGCCCGGCACGAGGGACGAGGAGAAGUACUGGGCUGAGAGCAGGUACACGUUCGACGGCGAGCUGCACAAGGACUUCCAGUGGCUGAGGACGCCCGAGCCGGAGAGGAUCUUCAAAGUCGGCGACGGGAAGCUCACCCUCUACGGAAGGGAGGCCAUCGGCAGCUGGUUCGAGCAGUCCCUCGUGGCCAGGCGCCAGGCGCACUUCAGCUACGACGCCGAGACGGUGGUCGACUUCCACCCCGAGGACGAGCGGCAAUUUGCCGGGCUGGCGGCGUACUACUGCCGGUACAACUUCUUCUACCUCACCGUGACGGCCGACGCCGAUGGUGAGAGGGAGCUGCUCCUCAUGAUCUCGGAUGUGUCGUGGCCCGAUGGGAACCUGGACAAGCAGCCCCUGCUCCAGCCGGUCAAGAUCCCCAAGGAGGGCAAGGUCAAGCUGGCACUGACGACCCGGGGGGCGAAGCUGCAGUUUUCCUAUGGGCUUGAGGGUCAGGAGCUGAAAGAGAUCGGGCCGGUGCUGGAUGCUUCGAUUCUGUCUGAUGAGUGUGGUGGUCACCAGGUGCAUGGCUCUUUCACCGGGGCGUUUGUCGGCGUGGCUUGCUCGGACCUAGAUGGGACGGCGAGGGAGGCGACGUUUGAUGAUUUUGUUUAUCGACCUGUGAAGCAUGAGUCUGACCGGUAUGAGAUAUAA
Diaporthe citri is the source of this 1605-nucleotide messenger RNA. RefSeq lists its product as uncharacterized. Gene Ontology annotation, biological process: carbohydrate metabolic process. Gene Ontology annotation, molecular function: hydrolase activity, hydrolyzing O-glycosyl compounds. Lineage: Eukaryota; Fungi; Ascomycota; Sordariomycetes; Diaporthales; Diaporthaceae. The record is from RefSeq and is a predicted model, not a curated record. The coding region runs from base 1 to 1605 and encodes 534 amino acids. The transcript has 3 exons.